This is a messenger RNA of Eruca vesicaria subsp. sativa (arugula), 2553 nucleotides long. NCBI's taxonomy places the organism in Eukaryota, Viridiplantae, Streptophyta, Magnoliopsida, Brassicales, Brassicaceae. The record is from the annotation of a GenBank genome assembly.
AUGGCCGUUGAUUCUGACCGCCGAGAAGUAAUCCUCAAAAUCAACGAUCCCGAUAACAAUGGAGUCUCGGGAGAGACGACGGGGAAGAUAUGGAGAGACGGAAGUUACGAUUUCUGGACUGACGGUCACGGCAACCUCCACAAAGGCAUUCACGACGGCGAGAGAUCCUCCGCCACGGCCUCCGAGGAAGGUAAAGAUAACAACGAGCCUCCGUUCGAGUUCCGACGCGGCGAGGAUCCUCCGACGAAGCUGAUCGGUCAGUUCCUCCACAAACAGCAAGCCUCCGGCGAGAUUUCCCUCGAUAUGGACUUGAGCAUGGAUGAGCUUCAGUCCAAAGGCUUAACUCCCGUCUCCGAGUCUCCGGCGUCGGCGGGAAGACGAGACAGCCGCGGUGGCGGCGGCGGCGAGGGAGAAGUAGUGAAGUGUAGUGGAACCGCCACCGCCACCGCCGCUACGACGACGCAGAGAAACUCAACGAACUUGCUUAAGAUGAGAACUAGGUCACGGCUCUCGGAUCCGCCGACGCCGAAGCCGCCGUUACCUCCUCCUCCGACGGAGAUGAAGUCAGGGAGGAUUCCGAAGUCAGGACAGAUGAAAUCAGGCUUUUUCGGGAAGAGUCCGAGGAAUCAAGGAGGGGAGGAGGAGGAAGAUGAUCCGUUUGCGGAAGAGGAUUUACCUGAAGAGUAUAGGAGAGAUAAGAUUAGUUUAUGGAUAGUGUUGGAGUGGUUGAGUUUGAUUUUGAUUAUAGCUGCUUUGGUUUGUACGCUCGCGAUUCGUUUCUUGCGUGACAAGGUAAUCUGGGAGCUGAAUCUUUGGAAGUGGGAGACUAUGGUGUUGGUUUUGAUAUGUGGUAGGUUAGUUUCGAGUUGGAUUGUGAAGGUUGUUGUGUUCUUUGUUGAGAGGAACUUUCUUUUGAGGAAGAGAGUUUUGUAUUUUGUUUACGGAGUGAGAAAGGCGGUGCAGAAUUGUUUAUGGUUAGGGCUUGUUUUAUUAGCGUGGCAUUUCUUGUUUGAUGAGAAAGUUGCUGAAGCUGCGAAUACCAAGGCGCUUCGUGUUGUGACUAAGAUUAUUGUUUGUUUGUUGGUUGGGUUCUUGUUGUGGCUUGUGAAGACGUUGUUGGUUAAAGUUCUUGCUUCUUCGUUUCAUAUGAGUACUUACUUCGAUAGGAUUCAGGAGUCUUUGUUUACUCAGUAUGUGAUUGAGACUUUGUCGGGUCCUCCUUUGAUUGAGAUUCAGAGGAAUGAGGAGGAAGAGGAGAGGAUUAGUGUUGAGGUUAAGAAGUUUCAGAAUCCUGGUGGUGGUGUUGAGGUUACUUCAGGGGUUCAGAAGAGUCCGGUGACGGUUGAGAAAAGCCCGUUGUUAUCUCGUGUUCUUUCUAGUGGAGGAGGAGAUUCGAAAGGGAUUACGAUUGAUAGCUUGCAUAAGUUGAAUACUAAGAAUGUUUCUGCGUGGAAAAUGAAGAGGUUGAUGAAUAUAAUACGGCAUGGAUCAUUGACUACUUUAGAUGAACAGUUGCAAGAUCCGAACUUGGAGGAUGAUAAAGGAAACCAAAUCAGGAGUGAGUUUGAGGCUAAGCUCGCUGCAAGAAAGAUCUUUCACAAUGUAGCCAAGCCUGGAUCAAAGUUCAUCUACCUGAAGGACAUAUCACGGUUUCUUCCAGAAGACGAAGCUUUGAAGACUUUAAGUCUCUUUGAAGGAGCAACUGAGACAAACCGAAUCAGCAAAUCAUCUCUCAAAAACUGGGUGGUGAACGCUUUCAGAGAGAGAAGAGCUCUUGCGUUGACACUAAACGACACCAAAACAGCAGUGAACAGACUUCACAAGAUGGUGAACAUCGUAGUUGGCAUCAUCAUAAUCAUUAUCUGGCUUAUCAUUCUUGGAAUCACUUCCACCAAAUUCCUCGUGGUCAUGAGCUCGCAAAUCGUGGUUGUAGCAUUCAUAUUUGGAAACAUGUGCAAGAUAGUAUUCGAAUCCAUCAUCUACUUGUUCGUGAUACACCCCUUUGAUGUAGGCGAUAGAUGUGAGAUCGACGGAGUACAGAUGGUUGUUGAAGAGAUGAACAUAUUGACAACUGUGUUCUUGAGGUUUGAUAACCAGAAAGUUGUGUACCCGAACAGUCUCCUGUGGACCAAAUCCAUUGGAAACUAUUACCGUAGUCCAGAUAUGGGAGAUGGAAUCGAAUUCUCCAUCCACAUUACUACUCCAGCUGAGAAGAUCAUGCUCAUCAAGCAGAGAAUCACAAGUUACAUCGAGGGGAAGAAAGACCAUUGGUAUCCAGCGCCAAUGAUAGUAUUCAAAGACAUGGAGUCACUAAACAGUGUGAGGAUUGCUGUCUGGCCAACGCACCGAAUGAAUCAUCAAGACAUGGGAGAGAAAUGGGCUCGAAGAUCUCAACUUGUUGAAGAGAUAGCCAAGAUUUGCAGAGAGCUUGACAUUGAGUAUCGGUUGUAUCCUCUUGACAUCAAUGUCAGAACUUUGCCUACUCCUACUGGUUUGCCUGUUUCCGACCGUCUCCCACCUCAGUGGACUGCUCCUGGUUCCAGCAGCAAAUGA